AUGCCACCACAACGCCACCAUGCAAAACCACAGUUUCGUCAUGUCCAACACUCGUAUCAGAGUCCUUCUGCAGGCCCACAACCCAGUCCAUCGGCGAAACAGUAUCUCGCUGGCGGAAUCCUCCGGACCGUAUUCCGGCAGUGGCGGUCGUACCUUCCCAGAGACGACCCUCGGCUGAGGCGUGCGCUCUGGCUAGAGAGUGGGGAAUGCUUCGUAGACGACCGACCUGGGCUCGACGUCACCUUGACUGUCGCCCGCCAUUAUCCGAGGAGGGAUCCCAAGCACUUCCUCAUAGUUCGUUACGAGAAUACACUGGGUCUUAUCGCUUACCAAAAAAGGUGUAUCGAGGAAGAGACAUACCUGAAAGGAUGGUCCGACUCUGGAUCCUGGGAGGGCAAAGACAAUAGCGCCAGCGGUGUUCUGCACUUGGGCUCACGCAAACAAUCCAAAGAAAAAGUGCAAGAUCCCAGUGUCCAACCUGAGCUUGGUACUUUGGACGAGAUGCUGCUCACUGGUUCCGGAGCGGAGGAAGUGGACCUAACCGUACAGAUUAGAAAAGGUGGAAAGGAUGAUGUACGGGAACUAGCAAAAGCCGUGUUGGAAAACAGCAGUGGGGUGAAGAUUGGUGGCUUCGUGCGCUACCUGAGGGUCAUGAUGCAGGAUAUGGACACAAAGGUGUAGAGUUUGCGAAUGACCAGACUCGUUGGAUGGCAACCAUGUAUUCGAAGGUGCUAAAAUGAGAGCAUCGAAAGUCUCGGGGUCUGGCUAUGAAAUUAUUGUCAAC
Molecule: messenger RNA, 784 nt
Organism: Macroventuria anomochaeta
Lineage: Eukaryota; Fungi; Ascomycota; Dothideomycetes; Pleosporales; Didymellaceae
Exons: 2
Coding region: 1-681 (226 amino acids)
Source: RefSeq, a predicted model, not a curated record